UUUCUUUCUUUCCACACAACACAACAAAUACGCGCAGCAAGCAUGAUCGUUUCUUCUUCCCACUACUUAUACCCUUAAAAGCGUUACUUCCACAACUAAUUAUUAUUCAUUCCUAAAACAGUUACAAAACACAAACACAUUCCAAUUCCGAAUCACACUUUUCUUCUUCUUCUUCCAAAACCUUUCAACAAUGGCGAAGAAGAAAAAUAAGGGUGGAAAUGGUGGGAAUAAUGCUGAAAACAACAACAAUGGUGAAAACAAAGAAGAAAACAACAACAACAAUGAAGGAAACAAGGAAGAAGAAAACAACAACAACAACAAUGGAGGAGAUAAGAACAACAAUGGAGGAGAGAAGAAAGAAGAAAACAACAACAAAGGCAAAAACAACGCAACGGUUUUGAAAGUCUAUAUGCAUUGCGAAGGUUGCGCUAACAAAGUCACCAAACACCUUAACGGCAUCAAAGGUGUUGAUACGGUGAAAGCAGAGAGUGAAACCGGAAAAGUAACCGUCACCGGAAAUGUGGACCCCACAAAACUGAGAGACAAUCUUGCUGAGAAGAUUAAGAAGAAAGUUGAACUCAUUUCACCAAUUCCCAAGAAGGAUAACAAGAAGGAAAAUGAACCAAACAAAAAAUCUGAUGAGAAGAAAAAUGAAGACAAAAAAGAGUCAAUUACCACUUCUGUUUUGAAAUUGGUACUACACUGUCAAGGAUGUAUUGAUAAGAUUGGGAAAAUUGUUAUGAAAACUAAAGGAGUGCUUGAAAUGAAAGUUGAUAAAGAGAAAGAUAAUGUGACUGUGAAGGGUACAAUGGAUGUGAAAAAGCUAGUAGAGAAUUUAUCACAGAAGCUAAAGAGAAAGGUUGAGGUAGUUCAACCAAAGAAAGACAAAGAAGGUGGUGGUGGUGAGAAAGAAGGAAAUGAAGGUGGUGGUGGGGGUAAGAAAAAGAACAAGGGGGGUGGAGAUAGUAAUAACAAUGAAGGAGGAGGUGAAGUUCAGAUAAUGGAGUAUAUGGUUCAACAACCCUUUGGUUUUGGUUAUGGAAAUGUAAAUGUUGAAGGGUAUAAUGCUGCACAAGUUUACCAAGAGAUGUUAAAUAUUCAUAUGCAAACACAACCACCACAAAUGUUUAGUGAUGAGAAUCCAAAUGCUUGCAUUGUCAUGUGAUGUGUGUAUGAGUUGUCACUAUGUCAGUAGUUAAUUUCAUUCAAUUCAACAUGAUGGAUGAUGAUGAUGGUCUUUUGUUGAUUCCAUGAGACAUGGAAAAGAGUGACUAUAGUAUAGUCAGUGAGUGUCACUACUAGAGUCUUUUGUUUUUUCCCACUUUGUUUAUUAGAUGUUUUGUGGUAUGUAAGGAAGGGUUUUAAUGCAAUUAAUUAACAAUACAGUAGACAUCAUAUGGAAAUACCAAUUUUAAGAAUUUGUUUUAGCUUA
Messenger RNA from Medicago truncatula (barrel medic), 1432 nucleotides. RefSeq names its product heavy metal-associated isoprenylated plant protein 3. The record is from RefSeq and is a predicted model, not a curated record. Lineage: Eukaryota; Viridiplantae; Streptophyta; Magnoliopsida; Fabales; Fabaceae. Gene Ontology annotation, molecular function: metal ion binding. The transcript has 5 exons. Bases 191 to 1165 code for a protein of 324 amino acids.